Molecule: messenger RNA, 572 nt
Organism: Arachis ipaensis
Lineage: Eukaryota; Viridiplantae; Streptophyta; Magnoliopsida; Fabales; Fabaceae
Source: RefSeq, a predicted model, not a curated record
GUUUAGAUGGAGCCAUGGAGGAGCAGUUAUUAGGUUAUGAAGGUGAGAUGUACCGAUUGGAUCACGCAGAGCACAUUACUGACAGGCUUGAUCGAGUGGCGCCUCGGAUCUUGCGCACCAGGAGGAAUUUGAUGAUACGGCCGCCGAAGCAGAUUAGGCCAUAUCUUAGACGAGCCGAAUUUGAGUAUGCGGCCUAUAUGGUCGAGUUUGAGCACGAUUGGUUGCUUGCCUCGGCUUUGAUAGAGAGGUGGAGGCUUGAGUCCCACACAUUUCAUCUACCGUGCAGGGAGAUGACUAUCACCCUGCAGGACGUGGCCUAUCAGCUGGGACUCAAGAUCGACGGUGAUCUUGUGAGUGGAUGCAUUGGUGGGUGGGAGCAGCACCAUCAGGGACGCACCAUCGAAGAGUUAUGUGAGCAGAUUUUGGGUGUUGUUCCCGACUCAGACGACAGACAGUCACAGACGAAGUGGACUGUGAAGCUCACUUGGUUCCACAACACAGUUUGUGGAGAGAUGGAGCAGGAUGCCACAGAAGAGCGCCUCAUGAGGUACACGAGAGAGUACAUCAUGUAG